AAUUAUCAGGGAGUGUUAUAAAAAGCCUUGGAGUGCAAGCUUACAGUUGUCUUGGUAAGAAGAGAAGGCUGCCAUGGACCCAGCUGUGGUUCUGGUGCUCUGUCUCUCCUGUUUGCUUCUCCUCUUCCUCUGGAGACAGAGCUCUGGGAGAGGGAAUCUCCCUCCUGGCCCCACUCCUCUCCCAAUUAUUGGAAAUAUCCUGCAGGUGGAUAUUAAGGACAUUGGCAAAUCCUUUACCAAUUUCUCAAAAGUCUACGGCCCAGUGUUCACUGUGCACUUUGGCCUGAAGCCUGUUGUGGUGUUACAUGGAUAUGAGGCGGUGAAGGAAGCUAUGAUUGAUCAUGGAGAGGAGUUUUCUGGAAGAGGCCAUUUCCCAUUGCCUGAAAGAGUUAAUAAAGGGCUUGGAAUCAUUUUCAGCAAUGGAGAUGGAUGGAAGCAGAUCCGGCGCUUCACCCUCAUGACCCUGCGGAAUUUUGGGAUGGGGAAGAGGAGGAUUGAGGAAUGUGUUCAAGAGGAGGCCCGCUGCCUUGUGGAGGAGUUGAGAAAAACCAAGGCCUCACCUUGUGAUCCUCUAUUUAUCCUGAACAUUGCUCCCUGCAAUGUGAUUUGCUCCAUUAUAUUCCGGAAUCGUUUUGAUUAUAGAGAUCAGACUCUUCUUAACUUGAUGGAAAAAUUUGAUGAAAACCACAGGAUUAUGAGCUCCCCAUGGAUGCAGGUCUGCAAUAGUUUUCCUGCUGUCAUUGAUUAUCUCCCAGGAAGUCAUAGAAAAUUUUUAAAAAAUUUUGCUCAUAUUAAAAGUUAUGUUUUGGAGAAAACAAGGGAACAUCAAGAAUCCCUGGACAUGAACAAUCCUCAAGACUUCAUUGAUUAUUUCCUGAUCAAAAUGGAACAGGAAAAGCAAAAUCCACAGUCGAAAUUUACUAUUGAAAACUUGCAAGCCACUAUAAUUGAUAUGUUCGGAGCUGGAGUAGAGACAACGAGUACCACCUUGAGAUAUGGACUCCUGAUCCUGCUGAAGUACCCAGAGGUCACAGCUAAAGUUCAGGCAGAGAUUGACCGUGUGGUUGGCAGACACCGGAGCCCCUGCAUGCAGGACAGGAGCCACAUGCCCUACACGGAUGCCGUGGUGCAUGAGAUCCAGAGAUAUAUUGACCUGCUCCCCACCAACUUGCCCCAUGCGGUGACCUGUGAUGUCAAAUUCAGAAACUACCUGAUCCCCAAGGGCACAACCAUAUUAACUUCACUCACUUCUGCACUGCACAAUGACAAAGAAUUCCCCAACCCAGAGAGGUUUGACCCAGGCCACUUUCUGGAUGAGAGUGGCAACUUUAAGAAAAGUGACUACUUCAUUCCUUUCUCAAUAGGAAAACGAAUAUGUGUGGGAGAGGGCCUGGCACGCAUGGAACUAUUUUUAUUCCUCACCACCAUUUUACAGAACUUUACCCUGAAAUCUCUGGUUGACCCAAAAGACAUUGACAUCACCCCAGCUAUCAGUGGGAUGUCCCAUUUGCCACCCUCAUACCAGCUCUGCUUCAUUCCUGUCUGAAAAAGGGCAGAUCGUCUGGCAGAUGAUGUGUUGUUUGCAACUCCCCUGUGGGCAUUGCUCUCCUUGUUCCCACUUUAGGCAUGCCUUCUCUGACACCUCCCCAUUCCCUUAAGAUCCAGUGAACAGCCUAAGGGGAGUUUCCUGAGUCACUGCACCAAUAUAUCUGCUGUUCCCCAAACUCUGUAACACUUUUAUUGAUCAUCAUAUAUGCUAAUACUUAUGGAGUACUGAGUUGUUAAUAUGAUAUCACUAUAAAACAGAGAAACAUGAUUAGUGUGUGACAGUUCAGAGACAUUUCUCCUCAGUAUGUUCUAAAUAAAAAUCAUUAUUAUUUUCUGG
Messenger RNA from Lemur catta (Ring-tailed lemur), 1885 nucleotides. Its product is annotated as cytochrome P450 2C18-like. The coding region runs from base 74 to 1546 and encodes 490 amino acids. Gene Ontology annotation, biological process: xenobiotic metabolic process. Gene Ontology annotation, cellular component: cytoplasm; intracellular membrane-bounded organelle. The record is from RefSeq and is a predicted model, not a curated record. The transcript has 9 exons. NCBI's taxonomy places the organism in Eukaryota, Metazoa, Chordata, Mammalia, Primates, Lemuridae. Gene Ontology annotation, molecular function: oxidoreductase activity, acting on paired donors, with incorporation or reduction of molecular oxygen, reduced flavin or flavoprotein as one donor, and incorporation of one atom of oxygen; iron ion binding; heme binding.